AUGGAGUCCCUUACAAUUCUUAAUCUUUCUGGCUGUUCAAAGAUCAAGAAGAUUCCGGAAUUUAAGGGGAUUAUGAAAAGCCUAACAGAACUUUAUUUGGGUUGUACUGCUAUCGAGGAACUACCCUCAUCAAUUGAGUGCUUGACUGCCCUUACUUUACUAAAUCUAGAAUACUGCAGAAAUCUCGAAUGUCUUCCAAGAAACAUAACUAGUUUGAGGUCACUUGAAAUACUCAUUCUUUCCAAAUGCUCACGCCUUGCCAACCUGCCUGAUAACCUUUGGAAAAUGAAGUGUUUAAAGGAACUUGAUUUGAGUGGAACUGCGGUUAGAGAAAUUCCCUCUUCCGUUUUUGUCUUGAAAGAUUGUGGAUGUGGAGAGCCAUUAGAGAGUAAUUUUUCUGUGAGGCCUGAGUUUUCCCUAAAACGACUUAUACUGAGUAGGAUGUCUCAACUUGAAGGAAUAGGGCUUAAUGGUAUUGGCUGCUUCUCCUCAUUAAAGUAUUUAACACUAAGUGGAAACAGUUUUGUCAACCUACCUGCAAGCAUUAGUCAACUUUCGAAACUGGAAGCUCUUGAUUUGAGCAACUGCAGUAUGCUUCGAUCAUUGUCAGGCCUUCCAUCAACUGUGAGAUAUAUAAAUGCUCAACAUUGUUAUUCCCUAGAACCAUCAGUAACUAACCUACCAGUACUGUAUGGACAGAGCAGUAGAAGCAGUGUGGCAUAUACAAUAUUGAACCGUUACUUAGAGGGAAUUCAUCUAAAAACUGGAAAUGAAACUCCUACCAGAAGGGAAGAGGAUAGAUCUGGAACUGAAUUUCAGAUGAUUAUUCCCAGCAAUGAAUUUCCACAUUUCUUAAUGCAUCAAAACUCAGGCAAAUCAGUAGUCAUAAAGCUGUCUCCAAACUGGUGUAAUAGUAGGUGGAUGGGAUUCCUUCUCUGCCUCCAAAUUUCAUAUUCUCCUAAUUCUGUUGAUGUUUCCAGUGAAACAUUUGGUUUUAGAGCUAAUGUGAUAAGCCUUGGUGAUAGGUCUCGCGGUAAGGCCUCUGAAAUUUUCUUUAAGGUGUCAUUUAGUGUGGACCACAUUUGGCUAUUGUAUUUGUCUCGUGAUGAUUGGCUUGCUACUGUUCUGAAUGGUGAUCAAUGCAGUCAGAUUGAGGUUAAAUUUGAGACCUCUAGCCCACACGCUGAGGUGCGGAUGUGUGGAGUUGGUUUGGUAUACAAAGAAGAAGUGAGAUGGUUUAACUUAGGAAUUGCAGAAGAAGCAAAAUGUACGUGCUUCUGA
Molecule: messenger RNA, 1281 nt
Organism: Quercus lobata
Lineage: Eukaryota; Viridiplantae; Streptophyta; Magnoliopsida; Fagales; Fagaceae
Product: disease resistance protein RPP2B-like
Exons: 2
Coding region: 1-1281 (426 amino acids)
Molecular function (GO): protein binding
Source: RefSeq, a predicted model, not a curated record